Molecule: messenger RNA, 2547 nt
Organism: Moesziomyces antarcticus
Lineage: Eukaryota; Fungi; Basidiomycota; Ustilaginomycetes; Ustilaginales; Ustilaginaceae
Product: HCP-like protein
Exons: 1
Coding region: 1-2547 (848 amino acids)
Molecular function (GO): protein binding
Source: RefSeq, a predicted model, not a curated record
AUGGCAAUGCCCUCCGCAGACUCGCACGAGUCGCUCUCGGCGGCGUACGCAUCCAACUACGACUACGUCGACUCGGGCGCAGCUUCGCAAAACCACUACCAGCACCAGCAGCCACACUUGCACCACUCCAACUCGUCCGCCACCGCAACCACUACCUCCUCCUCGGCGUCCGCUUCUCUCACGCGCGCAGGUGGCAGCGUCGGUUCGUCGGGAUCGCAGUCGUACUACUCAUCCGCCACCAACACAAACCAGCCAAACCAGCAACAGCAACAGCAACAGCAUCAUCAUCAAGCAUACCCAAAUCAGUACCAGCACUACCACCACCAGCAGUAUCACCAGCAUCCGCACCCGUCGCCUCCCACGCCCGCGUUUCGUCCCAACCGCCAGACCAGCUCCAACUACCCGGAACACGCACAGUCGGCAGCGCUGAAUCCAGCCUCCCACCACGCCUACUUUGCUGCUCCAGCCCCCGCCAUCUCGUCCAGCAUGUACGCCCAGUCCAACAUCUCGAUGCCCGCUCUGGGCCCCGCCGUGCCCGACCCCUCCGUACGCGCCCCGCCGCUCGCAGACGACCUCGGCGACGCCUUCAACGGAAUGAACCUCUACGGCACCCCCAAGCUCGGCCCACAGCGCGCAAGGUCGCCCGCAUACACUGCUGCGGCCGCCUCCACCUCCGACGCCGCGGCUGGCAAGGGCGCUGCGAGCGCCGCAUCGGUGCGUGCCAACGCCAUGUACGCCAACCAGGAGAUCCACCAGUCCGCCGCAGAGGUGCAUCCCGAAAACUCGCUCGCCGCCAUCGCGGACCAGGUCGACCAGGCGGCUGCCGACCUCGAUCCCAACGCCAACCUCGCCGCGUCCGGCCCCUCGCACAACGACCACUCGAGCCAGCACCACGGCUCGCAGUACGCCUCGGGCGCGGGCGCGAGCACCGACGCGGGUCAGAUGAACUGGGACCCCAUGGCGGCUGCGGCGUACUAUGGCAGCGGUGGCGCCUCGCAUGCGGGCGCUGGCGCCGGUGGCUAUCCCGGCUUCCAGCCACAGCCGCUGCACGCCUCGGCGGGCUACGCUUUCGCCGCUGGCGGUGCGCCGCCUGCACACUUCCCGCCUGCAGGCGCUGCAUCCGGAGCGUACGACUCCAACCCGUACUUCGCUGCGGCGUCCGGAUAUCUGGGCUUUCCCGAGGGUGCUGCGCCCGGCUUCCCGCCUGGCGCGGAUCCGUACUCGGCAUCAGCAGCGGCAGCGGCGGCGGCGGCGGCGGCGGGCAUGAUGCCGCUGGGUGGUGGCGGUGCGGGGCGACCGAGCAUGCUCACGCGGCAGGGGACACAGAUGUCGAUGAUGUCCGGCACGAGUGCGUCGCUCGGCGGGCUGGCGAGCAAUCCGCGCCGCAAGUCCAAGGAGGCCACUGCGCCGCAGCAGACGCUUCCGUUCAACAAGUCGUUCGUUGCCGAGUACCGCCAGCGCAUGAAGGGCGAUCCUGAUCCGGAGGCGCAGUUCGCAUACGCAAAGUACCUCAUCGAGGCGGCCAAGAAGGUGCACGAUCCGGCGGACGGCCCCAAGCAGCAGCGCAAGUACCGCGACACGCUGCUCUCGGAGAGCCUCAAGCUCAUCAAGCGGCUCGCCACCACAGGCAUGGGGUUGGGAAAGCCGCCGUAUGCCGAGGCGCAGUUCUUCCUCGCCAACUGUUUUGGCAACGGCAGUCUGGGGCUGCAGGUGGACCACGAGAAGGCGUACAAUCUGUACGUGCAGGCGAGCAAGCAGAACCACCCGGCUGCCACCUAUCGUACUGCGGUUUGCAACGAGGUGGGCGCAGGUACGCGCCGGGACCACCACCGGGCGGUGCUGUUCUACCGCAAGGCAUCUGCACUGGGGGAUACGGCGGGCAUGUACAAGCUGGGCAUGGUGUUGCUCAACGGCAUGCUGGGGCAGCCGCGCAAUGUGCGCGAGGCGAUCGUGUGGCUCAAGCGCGCCGCAGCCCAGGCGGACGAGGACAACCCGCACGCGCUGCACGAGCUCGGGCUGCUGCACGAAAAGUCGACCAACUCGGUGGUGCUUCACGACGAGGCGUAUGCGCGCGAGCUCUUCACGCACGCCGCCCAGCUCGGGUAUGCACCGUCGCAGUUCAAGCUCGGUUCGGCGUACGAGUACGGCCACCUGACGUGCCCGGUGGAUCCGCGCCGCAGUAUCGCCUGGUACACCAAAGCCGCGGGCAGGGGGGAUGGCGAGUCGGAACUCGCACUUUCGGGCUGGUACUUGACGGGAUCGGAGGGCGUGUUGAAGCAGAGCGACUCCGAGGCGUACCUGUGGGCGCGCCGCGCAGCCAGCAAGGGCAUCCCCAAGGCCGAGUACGCCGUGGGCUACUACUCGGAAGUGGGCAUCGGCGUGAAUGCGAAUCUGGACGAGGCCAAGCGGUGGUAUAUGCGCGCAGCGGCGCAGGGCAACAAGCGCGCCAUGCAGCGCCUCACCGAACUCAAGAAGCUCAAGGGCAGCGCAGCCAAGGGCGCGCGCCCCACGCGCAAGGACGCCGAGUCCGAAUGUACCGUCAUGUGA